GGCCAUCAUUUCCCAGUUUAGUCGUUCACCUGCCUCCGUCCACACCACACCUGUCCUGACCCAGAGGACGAAAGAUAACAAGUUCAUCCCACAGUUAACUUCACUACACCCGGGUUCAGCUGAGGUCACACCCCUCGAUGGAAGGAGAUAUGUGGUGUAGGGUGAUGGUGGUGAUGAUGGUGGUAGCCAGGGUCACACAGGCGUUCCCUCGUCAACCUGUUGUCGACUAUUCUGGGUGGCAGGUGUUGGAGGUGGAGGUGAGUGAGGUAGGGUCAGGUGAACAGCCGAAGGUGCAGCUACAGGACUUGGAUGACACCUUUAAUCUACAGUUCCUCCAUCAGGAUAGACGACGAGGGGUGGCGGAGGUGGCAUUGUCUCCAGCUUUCCUGACAGACUUCACUCAGUACCUCAACAACAACAACGUUAAAUCUACCAUCAUCAUCGACGACCUGGGCAAAAAACUCAAGUCAGACAUUCCCUUUCUCCGCGCUGAGUCCGACCUUAUGGGCGCUGUCACCUUCGACCGAUUCAUGAAAUACGAAGAGAUCCUGGAAUACCUGAAGGAGUUACCGCGUCAGUAUCCCGACCGAGUGAGGCUGGAGGAGGUGGGUCACAGUGUAGAGAGCCGACCUAUCCACCUCCUGGUUAUCUCAUCCGACGUCCACUCCUCGUCCACCGCCAACAAACCCGUCAUAUUAAUCGAUGGAGGUAUCCACGCUAGAGAGUGGGUCAGCCCAGCAGCGGUUCUGUACAUCGUGGAACAGCUGCUACAGUCGCCCGCGAUGACCAGUGACGUGGAGUGGCGCACUUUGCCUUUACUUAACCCUGAUGGCUAUAUUUACACCUGGACUAAAGAUCGACUAUGGAGAAAGAACAGAGCCACAACUUCAGAAAUAGGAUGUGUAGGAGUUGAUCUCAACCGUAACUUCGGAUUUCACUUUGGAGAGUCAGGAACCAGCCCUAAGCCUUGCUCCACAGUCUACCACGGACCCGUUGCCUUCAGCGAGCCAGAGUCCCAAGCCCUUAGAGACACCCUACAGCAGGAGAGCAGUCGUACCAAGGCGUACGUGACCUUCCAUUCCUACGGACAGUUCGUGUUGCAUCCAUGGGGCUAUACUGACAAGGUCUCCAAGAAUAACAUCAACGAGCUGGUAAGUACUGUCUCUGUGUGUACUGUUUGUGUGUACUGUCUCUGUGUGUACUGUCUAUGUGUACUGUCUCUGUGUACAACACUAGCGCUGCCUCAAGAUGACCUCAACAACCUAAAACACAACACCAAUAGACGACUUCACUUCCAGGUCAACGCCUCGGUCCUGGAACCUGAUCCAGACCUAAACUUGGGUCGUUAG
Homarus americanus (American lobster) is the source of this 1349-nucleotide messenger RNA. RefSeq names its product carboxypeptidase B-like. Lineage: Eukaryota; Metazoa; Arthropoda; Malacostraca; Decapoda; Nephropidae. The record is from RefSeq and is a predicted model, not a curated record. The transcript is spliced from 11 exons. The coding region runs from base 138 to 1349 and encodes 403 amino acids. Gene Ontology annotation, biological process: proteolysis. Gene Ontology annotation, molecular function: metallocarboxypeptidase activity; zinc ion binding.